AUGUCUUCGAUUAUUGAACUUUCGGAUAUAGAUGAUUAUAAUGAGAAAGACUUAAUUAAAAUGAGAGAGAAUAAUAGUGAUAGCGAAAACGAAUUAGAAAGCGAAGAAACAUUAGCUUUCUUUACUUCUCAACUGCGAGUUCCCAAAGUUAUAUAUACAACUGUUCCUAUAGAAUAUCCAGAUACAUCUUCAGAAGGAGUUGCAACCGUUUACAAUGUAACUGGAUGGAAAAAUCAUACAGACGCGUUUUCAGAUAUUCAAUAUUCAACAAAUGGUUCAGGCGGUACCACAAAUAUUCAAGAAUGCCCUUUUUUUGGAGGAAUACCCGUUAAAAAAAAUCAAAGAAAAUGCCAAGGAAUAAAGUUUUGUCAGUUCACUGAUCCUGAACUUGUUAAUCAAGAACACUGUAGUGUUGAUUUUGAUUCUGAAAUUUUUCAACAUUAUACACAACAAAAUAAUAAUAAUACUAAAGAAGCUAAGACAUAUACUUUAUUUUUGGCAGCAAAAGAUACUCCUUGUAAUUUCAAAAAAGACAAUAUCCCAUGCAAUGGAGGACCUCAUAUUGGAAGAAUAACUAAUUAUCAAACAAAUAUUGUAUCAUAUUUUAUCGGUUGCAACAAAUACAAACAAGGUGAUAAGUGGCAUCGAUAUAUCAAAAUAAAACAAGAUGAAGUUGAUAUUUCAUUACUUCAAAGUCUAUUCACAGGUUCUGCAUCUGUAAGUAUUAUUUAUUUCUCAUUAUUAUUUUUUUUGUCAAAUUGGAAAUUAUAA
Messenger RNA from Rhizophagus irregularis DAOM 181602=DAOM 197198, 771 nucleotides. The record is from RefSeq and is a predicted model, not a curated record. NCBI's taxonomy places the organism in Eukaryota, Fungi, Glomeromycota, Glomeromycetes, Glomerales, Glomeraceae.